Molecule: messenger RNA, 1183 nt
Organism: Arachis ipaensis
Lineage: Eukaryota; Viridiplantae; Streptophyta; Magnoliopsida; Fabales; Fabaceae
Source: RefSeq, a predicted model, not a curated record
AACAAACUAGAAAAGGAAAAUAAAAUUUGAUUCGGUUACGCUACAGUAUUAAGUAUUUAAGUUAAUUUACGCAGUUCCCGUUUCAAUGAAUUAUUAUUAUUUGGGCAAUGCCGUUGCAGACCACUGUGGCGAGGUUCGCGAGCACACCCAACCUCACGCUAUCAUUACCACAAUCGAAAUUCGAAAACCCUAAAUGCUCCAUUUCUCCUUAAUCUCCAUCCCCUAUCUUCAAUAACACGUUUCGAUUUCAUGUCUGCUCCCGCUGAUGAGAUAUCCAAUCUCGUUAAUGGUAGUGUUGCCGAUGACGAUGAAGACGACGACGACGACGACGAAGGAGAACGCAGCGCUGCUGCACCUAUUGGAAGCAAAGCAAGAAGAAGAAGAGGUGGAUUUGGGAAGGCAAAAGAGAUGGCGAUGCAUCAAUUCACGAAAGCCAAGACUCAAUUGCGCAGAGUCAGAAGCAGGAGGGCUCUGCUUCAAUCAUCGUCAUCGUCAACGUCUUCUGCGAAUGCAAGUAGAAGAGGCUUUUCCGGUAAGGAAACUAGUGUUAGAGGCACCGAUGAUUAUUAUAACGGAAGUAAAUGCAAGUUUUGUUUUUCGCGUCCGAGAGUGUUGGAAUCCCCUGAAGAAGGUGGAUCUUCUGUCACCAGUGAUCCCAAUGACCCGAAAUUCAUCAAUGCAAUGUUGAGGCUCUUGAUAGAGAAGAAUGAUUUUCAUUCCAAAGAAUGCAAUCCACACAUGGAUUGACACUUGAAAGGUUCAGUUCCUUUCUGAACCUAAACAUUGAUCGUUGAUGCUGCUGUUAUUGUUGUUGUGAUCUCUGAGUUUGUUGUAUCAAUUAUUUGAUAUUUAAUUUGCUGUGUUGUGGUGCCCUGCUAUGCAAAAAUGGUUGAAAUCAAAGGAAUUUGGUUCCUACACUUUUGGAUGAUGAAUGGAUUUGGAUGGAAAGGUUUAGAGCAGUGUGGUCCAAGAAGUUGUGGGCAUCACAAGGCACUUGCCGCCAUCAUUCGGUGGUUACAGAUUGAAGAUUAAUUUAGAACAGAUUGUCUACCUUUAAAGCAGCAGCUCUUAUGUCACUUUUCAUCGAGCAGGAUAGAAAGUAGAAACCCUUUCAUUUUCAUUGUGUAGCGGCUACAUUAUUGAAUCAUGUAUCAACCAUUAUUAAAUUGAAUUGAAUUUUCAA